Molecule: messenger RNA, 1032 nt
Organism: Nezara viridula (southern green stink bug)
Lineage: Eukaryota; Metazoa; Arthropoda; Insecta; Hemiptera; Pentatomidae
Source: the annotation of a GenBank genome assembly
AUGCUCUUCCUGGUACUUCAUAUGGUCUUAUUUUCGGCGUUCGCAGAUGGAAAGGCAGUUGAACAAGACCAAAUGCAUAUUUUCUCCUACGUUCAUCCCGAGUCUCAGGAAGAAGGAGUCCAAUUUCGAGACGGGCACAAUGAAAUCGACAUCGGCGAUGUACCAACGAAUCUAACUAACGAAGAAUAUACCUUCACGUUCUAUAAUUGGGAUUACAGAUCGGGAGAGGUCAUUUCUGAAGAAAGUUCCAUAAGCCAACUAAAAAGGCUGUUCAACAAAAAUUUGGAUACUAAAAUAGUAGUUCACGGCUGGUUAUCUAGCUCACAUUCUUUCGUUGUGCAUAACACAAUCAAAGUGUAUUUGGCCACCCGAGAACUGAACAUGAUCGCAGUCGACUGGAGUACAUUGGCCGGAUAUAAGCUGUACCCCGUCACGACCUACAGCGUGGCCCCAGUGGGCCGUGGGGUAGCCAAGUUGGUGAAGCGAUUAAUGGAGGCGAGGGUGGUUAGCUUGGACCGCCUCCACCUCAUCGGCCACAGCUUGGGCUCGCACGUCAUGGGGAUAGCGGCGCAGACCUUGUCCAAGGAAGGCCAUGGCAAAGUCGCCAGGAUUACAGGACUUGAUCCAGCUUCGCCGUUGUUCGAGUACAUAGGAGGUGAGGAUUCGCGCUUGGACUCAGGAGAUGCAGAAUUCGUGGACGUUAUUCACACGGCAGGAGGUGCUGCUGGUUAUUAUACCGCACUCGGUCAUGCAGAUUUCUAUCCAAAUGGAGGAACACCGAUACAGCCUGCUUGUGAAGAGAUUUCAAUCAAUAUCAUAGGUUGCAGCCAUGGUAUGUCUUACAAGUAUUAUGACGAAAGUAUAGAAAACCCUGAGGCAUUUCCUGCUGUCAAUUGCGAUUCCUGGAAGUCUUAUGCUAACGGUUCCUGUGACAAUAACAAUGGCACCUACAUGGGAGACCCUACUCCAACAAGUACAAGGGGAAUAUUCUACCUGACAACUAAUUAUAAAUCACCUUAUGGCAGAGGAUAA